Mya arenaria is the source of this 2472-nucleotide messenger RNA. Its product is annotated as AFG1-like ATPase. Lineage: Eukaryota; Metazoa; Mollusca; Bivalvia; Myida; Myidae. Gene Ontology annotation, cellular component: cytoplasm; mitochondrion. The record is from RefSeq and is a predicted model, not a curated record. Gene Ontology annotation, molecular function: ATP hydrolysis activity; ATP binding. The coding region runs from base 43 to 1404 and encodes 453 amino acids. The transcript is spliced from 13 exons.
AAGUAACUCAUUUUGACAGAACACUUCUAAAAGUGAGGUAGAAUGUUAAGGAAAUUUGUGAUAUUACGACCAAACCGAGAGAUUAAAAGGUUUCUAAGAAGAUGCUUACAGACAGCUUCGACAGAAGAACACGUUUCAGUCCCACCAAAUGCAAACUCUCCACUGAGUGUGUAUAUGUCAAGAGUCCAUGAUGGUUUGUUGGAUGAAGAUGAAUACCAGAAAACCAUUGUUGCCUCCUUAGAUAGACUCAAUGAACAAGUGAAGGACUACCAGCCACCUGUGAAACCAAAUGUUUUUUUUCAAAAAUUGUUUGGUGAGAAGAAAAUUGAAUCACCUAAAGGCCUGUAUCUGUAUGGAAGUGUAGGUUGUGGAAAGACUAUGUUGAUGGAUUUAUUUCACGACCAGUGUCCAAUCCAAGGCAAACAGCGUGUACACUUCCACAAGUUUAUGCUGGAUGUUCAUCAGAGGAUCCAUGCUUGGAAGCAGUCUCUGCCACGGGAGAGAGAUGUAAAGAAACUGCAAACGUACGACCCCAUACCACCAGUAGCAGAUAGCAUCAGUAACCAGACAUGGCUACUCUGCUUCGAUGAGUUUCAGGUGACGGACAUUGCUGAUGCCAUGAUUCUAAAGAGACUGUUUACGGAGCUGUUUAAGAAUGGAGUUAUAGUUGUUGCUACCUCAAAUAGAGACCCCGAUGAUCUGUACAAGAAUGGGUUGCAGAGAAUAAAUUUUUUGCCCUUUAUAGAUAUUUUAAAGAGUCAUUGUGAGGUUAAGUGUCUUGACUCCGGGAUAGAUUACCGCAUGACCAGUCUGCCUAAAGAAGGGACCAUCUACUUCCUGACGGGGGAGAGUGAAUGUGAUGAAAAGGUGGAUGAGGUCUUCGAGGAGCUCAUAGCUGACGAGGAUGAUGUAAUUCACUCCAAAACACUUGAAAUAUUGGGAAGAGAUUUACGCUUGCCAAAAACCUGUGGUCGAGUGCUUGAUGCUACAUUCAACAGUCUGUGUGCUCAGCCACUUGGUGCAAUUGACUACCUCGAGAUCAGUAAACACUUUGACUCGGUGAUUGUGAGAAAUAUCCCUAAGAUGACGCUGAAACACAAAUCUGAGGCCAAACGCUUCAUUGUCUUGGUCGACACCUUCUAUGAUAAUAAGGUACGUCUGGUAUGUUCCGCAGAGGCGACUCCUAAUGAGCUGUUCACACGAGGCAAGGUGACACUCCGGGAAGAAGAUAUGAACAGAAUGCUGAUGGAUGAUCUUGGGCUUAAAGCAGACAGCACUGAUUCCAACACUAGUAUCUUCACUGGUGAGGAGGAAUUGUUUGCGUUUGAGCGGACAGUUAGUCGCCUUACAGAGAUGCAGACAGACGCAUACUGGAAUAGUCGGGAAACAAAGGCACCCUCUUGACCCUAGCUGACAAACUAGGGCCUUUUAUUGUUAUAUUUAUUAUUAGAGAUUUUAGCUGCUCAGCAAACAAUUGUGGAUAUUAAAUCUAGCAAAAAUUGAAAAAGCUUAAGUAAUAUUGAUAUGACUGACAUGUGUGAUAUACAUGUAUUCUGUAGUCAAUGUUAGUGCAUUUGUUACACAUUAAGAUAUUUGAUGAUGAUGAAUCUUAAGUGUAAAAGGUUGUGUAAUAUAUUUAAAAAAUGAUUUGAUUAGAAUUGUCUAGCACUGGGUUGUAUUCAUGUAUAUAUGAAAAUUUUGACACUGCUCCUACUGUGUAUGAACGUGUCAAACUAUGAGCCUAAUUUUAACGAUGGUGUUUUAAUGCAGUGUCAUUAACAACUAUAUUAACCCAGUGCGUCCACACCAAACACCACAUCCUGGUUUCCGGUGACUGAAUUUAGAAAAGCUACAACAAAAGUGUGCCAUGUUUUUAAUGUUAAACAUUUGUGUUGAAUCUGACAUAAUUUACGUAAGAUCUUUUUUCUGCUUGUAAUGUUAAAAAAAAAUCCUUGAUAUAUUGCUGUGAAACCAGUGGAUGAUAUAUACAGUAUGUAACCCCCCCCCCACCCCCCGUGAUACAAUGUGAACAGAUGGGGCUAAAACUUUGCCUCAGACCUAGGACUGUCCAUAGUUUGAAUGUUUACAUGAAAUAUGACGCAUUACUUUGUAGUAGCAUUUAGACCAUUAUGUGUUUAAUUCAGAAAAAGGAAACGAAAGCCAAUUUAUGUGGGCAUUUACAAUAAGUUUAGGAACUUGUGCAUGUAUACUUCACAUUAUUUUACAAGAAAUGUUCGUACACAAUGUGAUAUCAGUGUGUGUUAGCUAAAGUUUAUUUGAAUAUCAUGUGCAUGUCAAUACUGAUUAGAUGAAGUUAUAAAAACUCAUAAACUAAUAAAGUAAAUGAAAGUUAGUAAGAAUACCAGAGCACUGUGUAUGUUAACAUUUGAUUGGCAGCUAUACUGGAAAAUUAUGAAAUAUAAUCGAGGAUUUUGUUUAUGAAAAACUAUUUUAUUGUUAUGUUAAUUUUAA